CUGCGCUCUAGAAGCGGGUUCAGGGAAGUGUUGAGGGGGCGGAUUGUCUUGAUUUUCGCCGCAACGCGCUCAGCCAAUAACUUUUGUGCACAUCUCAGCUGGCAGACAUUUAAAAGGGAGACAGUCCGGCGCUGGUGCAAUUUGUAUUAAACCCCCACAUUGGCCCCCGUCUAUGGAGUCUCCCAGUUAUUCAGAGUAGAGACCAGGCGACCGCUGUAGGUGCAAGAGAAGCGAAAGACUGGCAGGAUCGCAUCAUUCUUCUUAAAGAGUUUGGAGAAACGCCCAGGGAUGGCCGUCUCAGCGCAUACACUGUGCAGUAUGGUUUUCAUCAUUGGGCUGCUGUCAUCUCCCGCGGAUUCAAAAAGAAACCGAGCCUCGCAAGGGGCCAUUCCUCAUCCUGACAAAAACAACCCAAACGAAUCGGAGAGGCAUCCACAGCCCCCGCAAGCGGGUUCCAGGACCCGGGAGAGGCCGGGCUCAUCCUCACCGGCCGACGAGGUACUGGAGUCCAGCCAGGAGGCUCUCCAUAUAACAGAGCGGCAGUAUUUGAAACGGGACUGGUGCAAAACGCAACCUCUCAAGCAGACCAUCCACGAGGAGGGCUGCAUCAGCCGCACCAUCAUCAACCGCUUCUGCUACGGGCAAUGCAACUCCUUCUACAUCCCCAGACACAUCCGCAAGGAGGAGGGCGCCUUCCAGUCCUGCUCGUUUUGCAAACCGAGGAAGUUCAAACCCGUGACUUUUACCUUAAACUGUCCAGAUCAACAACCUCCUACCAAGAAGAAGCGCAUCCAGCGUGUCAAGCAGUGCCGCUGCAUCUCUAUAGACCUGGACUGAGCAUGGUGCAUUCAGAUGGUGCUGGUAGAGAAAAAGAGCGCCUGUCUCCAUCUGGAGAUAUACAAGGACGUUUUUGAAUAUUCUCCUCUUGCACAAACUAAAAAAACAAACCAACAACUAAAAAUUUAAAAACUCUAUUUAAUCCUUAGUUCCAAAACCCAACUGCACGGAAACGCAAAACUCCAUUAGUGCACUUUUUUUUUUUUUUUUUGCACGGCUUCCUUACUUUACCAACAGCAGCAGCAAUAAUAAGUCUGGACUGAAAAACAAAACAAAAGAAAAAAAACUCUUGCAUCCUCACACCAAUCACUGUUUUUUUCCCCCUAAACCAAUCAUUAACUUAACGCAUUAUGUUUGUAGAACUGGAUGUUUCCACUGUGUGGAGUUUGAUGAAUGGAUAUUUGUAAUGAGAUUGUGAUUAUUUUUUUAUUUCGAUAUUUCAAGAAUCUUUUGAGGUUAACCUAACUGAUUUCUGUGAAUUUCGAAGCUUAUUGGUAAAAUAUUUCACUUUUAUUGUCUGGAGUUUAUUUACUUAGCCUUCAAAGUAAGGGCUCAUUUUUAUAUAUGUAUUAAAUCAUUGUACAGUAUUGGGUUAGUAUUUGAGACUAAAUAGUUUUAAAAUGUAAAGCUGUAUUGAUUUAACCGGUUUGUGUAUUCCUUUUGAUUAAAUUAUCUAUUAAAGCUCAAUAAACUAAUGCUGUUUUAGUUUUGAACUUAUUCUAAUUCUUGUAAAUGACUGUAUCUGCUGAGAAAUUGUUUUACACUCUUAAAAAUGCAUGUAAUAAUAAUGCACUAAUUAAAUGACUGAAUGCAGA
This is a messenger RNA of Cyprinodon variegatus (sheepshead minnow), 1652 nucleotides long. RefSeq names its product gremlin 1, DAN family BMP antagonist (gene grem1b). The record is from RefSeq and is a predicted model, not a curated record. Gene Ontology annotation, biological process: animal organ morphogenesis. Gene Ontology annotation, molecular function: BMP binding; receptor ligand activity. The transcript is spliced from 2 exons. NCBI's taxonomy places the organism in Eukaryota, Metazoa, Chordata, Actinopteri, Cyprinodontiformes, Cyprinodontidae. Bases 289 to 837 code for a protein of 182 amino acids.